AAGUUAUCAUGUUACCGUAUGUGGCUAGUAGCUAAAGCUAGAAAGGUUGUCAUCAUCAUCAGACCCAAACGCUUGUUUAACUUAAGCCACAAGUUGGUGGAUAUUUAAUUUUUGAGCAUCUGUCUGUGCACAUUGUGCACGAAGAUGAGAGUCGGAUAGAAACAUUGCCAUGUCGUUUUAAUAAACUUCUGUCGAGCGACUACUUUUUUUUUUUUUUACCUGAGGGGAGAAUCUAUGCUGAGCCGUUCUAUCAGGUAGAGCGAGUUUCCCGCUCCCAGUUGUAUCCAUGGAAACAGCUGCGUACUUGGCAAAGUCAGUGUUGUUCAUAUGUCAAUACCUCAUUCACAAAUGAAAAAUCCUGAAGCACCGCAUUAAUGCAUCUAAAUAAAACUUCCAUGACUAACUAAGUUGUGUCUUUAAGAGAUGGGCUCAGAAAACCCAGACGAGUUUGGCCCCGCUGUGAUCCUCGAAGAGGAAGAUGAGCAAGAAAUCGGAGGGCUCAUCAACUCCGAUGGGGAGGAAGUCGAUUUGUCUGAUCUCGGACAGAGUGCCAUCCCCGGAAUUGUAAUAACCAAUGCUCCCUCAAAGACAUUCGAUCAGACUGAGAAUGAAAAGCAACCGUCUCUCCACAGCUGCUCGGUGUGUGGCAAAGACUUCCCUUAUGCCUCUAAACUCCAGCGCCACCUACGCACUCACUCAGGUGAGAGACCUUUCCCCUGCUCCAUGUGUGAGAAGAGAUUUCCAGAGAAAGGGCUUCUCAUGAUUCACGAAAGGGUCCACACUGGGGAGAAGCCGUUCCCAUGCACUUUCUGUGAGAAGCGCUUUGCCAGUCAGGGUGAGCUCAGGCUGCACCGGCGGACACACACCGGUGAGAGGCCGUAUCACUGCUCCAUCUGUUUGAAGAGCUUUUCUCGUCACUGGCAUCUGAAAACACACUUGGAGGCAAUGCACUCUGAGGUCGUCGCUGGCUUUAGUAGGAAGAAGUUCCCGUGUUCAGAUUGUGAUAAGAGCUGUAACUCAGCAGCUGAGCUGAGAGAUCAUCAGAGAACUCACACUGGAGAGAGGCCCUACCAGUGCUCUUACUGUGACAAGCGGUUUGCGUUGUCUGGUACGCUUGUCAGACACGAGCGUCUCCAUACUGGCAUCACACCGUAUCACUGCUCUGACUGUGGGAAGACAUUUGCACAGCAGUGGACGCUGACAACACACAUGCGGACGCACACAGGAGAAAAACCUUACAGCUGCACGCAGUGCAACAAGGCCUUUGUAGCGCCCGGAGAACUUCGGAGACACACAAGAAUUCACACAGGAGAAAAGCCGUACACCUGCAUGGACUGCGGGAGGCACUUCUCUCUUGCAGGAACUCUGAGAAACCACAAACGGUCAUGUACACAGAACAAAAACGAAUUACCGACCGGUGUCACCUCUGACCCAGUUCAAGGUCCAGUUGGUGAAUCAUCCCAGCAAGACCUGACCGACAACGUCACGUCUGAGGUGUCAGACACACAGAGCUCACCCAGUUCAGUUCAUCCCGGCUCCUCAGAGAGUGUGAAUUGUGACGAAGCUGCUCAGUGUGAGAACGACCAGAGUGAACCAGAAGAUCAGAAGGCUGAUUCCGUGUCCAGUCCACACAUGAAUGUAGUAGUUAAAGAGGAGGAGGAAGAGGAACCUUUGUGUGAAGAAGUUCCUGAACAGGUUUCUGGGAGCGAGGAUUGUACCACGAUGAAGGAAACUGAAGAGCAGCAGCAGGACAGCAACACAGAAAUUUUGAUUACAGUAAAGGAAGAAGAAGAGGAGCCUGUUGACAUGAGUGGCGAAGAUCCUUUCAAUGUUCCUGACAGUAAAAAAGAGAGUCCUCCAGCAUCACCGGUGCAGAAGCAGUUGAAGAACAAUCGGACAAAGAGCUCUUACUGCUGUGGGCUCUGCGGACGAGACUGUCACAAGAUGUCAGCGCUGCAAAUCCACAUGAGAAUUCACUCGGGAGAGAAACCGUAUCAGUGCACUCUGUGUGGGAAGCAGUUCACCCAGAAAGGUCAACUCAAAGGUCACCAAAAAGUCCACACAGGUGAGAAACCGUUUGCCUGUCCAGACUGUGGGAAGAGCUUUGCCCACUCGGGAGCCAUGAACAGACACCGGCUCACACACACGGGAGAAAAGCCCUACCACUGCUCCAUGUGCAACAGGAGCUUCAACCAGUCUGGCCGCUUGAGGGAACACGAGAAAAUUCAUUUUGGGGAGAAGUUUGACUGUCCCGAGUGCAAAAAGAGUUUCACGAGAGCUUCAAGCCUCAAGAACCAUUUCAGGCUCCACACAGGAGAGAGGCCGUAUGCCUGCAGCAUCUGCGGGAGAGGAUUCAGCCGCUCACAAAGCCUGAGGCUCCACAAACGAAAGCACGAGCUGAUACAGACUGAAGAGGGGGAGGAGGAAGAAGAGGAGGAGGAGGAGGAAGAAGAGGAGGAGGAGGAGUCUGCCUACAACGAGAAAAAUGACGAAUUCUCACAGAGUGACGACAACUCCCCGAUUAAUAUGUGUGUAACAGACAGAAACGACUUAUAAUGUAUUUAUGUAAACUGCACAGUAACGUGUCAGUGGUACUAUCACAAGUACAAGAUUAUACUCAGUUGCACAUGUACUGUGACCGAAGUAAGUGACUACCUCUGUGAAUAUACAGUUAUUGAGAAUUUAAGUGGUGCUUCAGCCAAGGUGUAUUUAAGCUAAAAUAUUUAAGUCCCAGAAAAAGGUGCAGACAAAUGAACUCUUACCGACACAAACCUUUUGAUGUUCGGCAACUAGAAACGCAGUUCCAUACAAAAACGCUAAAUAACUAUUUAACACAACUUUAAUGAAAUUGUUGAAACGGUUUAGAAGAUAAGAAUGAAGGCAUCAUGUCUACUCUUGUUUGUCCCUCUCGCCUUUGUCAGUUGUAUUGGAAUAUCAUAGUAUUUAUGGUAGUACAAAUGAGAUAACUUUACUGUUUGUGAUUCCAAUUAUUGUCCAUGCAGUAUUUUAUUUUUUGUCAAAAUAAUUGUGUAUGUGAAAAUUUGACUGAAGAGUAAUUGUGUUUUUUUUGUAUCAGAUGUCAAUGCAGCCACUGAGACGUUUAAAAAUCAGGUGAAGCUGGAAAUAAUUGUUUGGGAAAUGUGCCCAGUAGUGUACUGAAAUGGUGGCAUAAUAAUAAUAUUCAUCAGGUGUUUGCCAGAACCGUUUGCCUUAGUGGUGAUUUAAUUUUCAUGUCUGUUAUGUUAUGUUGCAGCUACUGAAGAACCAAAUAACUAAAAAGCGGUUCACCUGGUUUUAAACAGCUCUUCAAGGCCAAAUAACCAUUGUGAAUGGGUAAAGUGUUUGCACAGCAGCCAUUUUGACAUGUGUAGCAGGAAAAGCACAGGUAAUACUGAUCCACAUUAACAAUAACAUUGUAUGUUAGUUUGAUUAUUUACACCUGUGAUAUUCAUACUGUGAUUAGUCAAAAUGUCUUCAGUGCAAAAGGACCGUAUAGGAAUCAUCCUGAUAUGAAAAGCCAAUCAUUUGAAGCCAUGGACUGUACAUGGUUAAUUUUGCCCAGUGCUGCCUCUGUCUAAGUGUAUGGAACAUGUUAUACUGAUCAAUAAAAAUAUACAUUUUA
Molecule: messenger RNA, 3622 nt
Organism: Solea solea (common sole)
Lineage: Eukaryota; Metazoa; Chordata; Actinopteri; Pleuronectiformes; Soleidae
Product: zinc finger protein 568-like
Exons: 7
Coding region: 424-2556 (710 amino acids)
Biological process (GO): regulation of transcription by RNA polymerase II
Molecular function (GO): DNA-binding transcription factor activity; RNA polymerase II cis-regulatory region sequence-specific DNA binding
Source: RefSeq, a predicted model, not a curated record